Penicillium canariense is the source of this 1056-nucleotide messenger RNA. RefSeq lists its product as uncharacterized. Bases 1 to 1056 code for a protein of 351 amino acids. NCBI's taxonomy places the organism in Eukaryota, Fungi, Ascomycota, Eurotiomycetes, Eurotiales, Aspergillaceae. The transcript is spliced from 5 exons. The record is from RefSeq and is a predicted model, not a curated record.
AUGCUGAAGAAACCGCCAAACUAUGGCAUUCUCUUGAUUCUUAUGGGGGAUGGGGGGAAUUUCCAAGUGACAAAAGGGGAGCGCUGGGAUUCCAAGUGGGGUUUAGCCGUCGAGAGCCUUGCGAGAGAACAAAACUGCAGACAAAAAGUGAGGCAAGCCACUGAGCAUCGACGGGAUGGGACCGGCAUGGGGGAUCCGACAGGAUCAGACGCGACGGCGGAGGAUCCUCACGAUCGGCGCCCAAAGUCUAAUGGCAGAGCCCAAGAGCCGAGAGGUGUAACGCGCGAACGUCAUGACUAUGACGGCUUUGAUGCUACCAUCACGACUACUGCUCUGCCCCCUCCUGCGCCAGUCACCCUUCACCCAUUCGAAAGCAUGGGAUCGGCGCCGUUCCAUCACGGCCAGUGUUUACGCAACGCGCAUGACGUGGGACCCCCCAACCAUCCUAGCCAGCAUGAACGCCGAACCUGGGGGCGCGAAAGAUUGACGGAGGCCAUGUCUAAUGGUCGGGCUGGCUUCGUGGAGGAGCAACUCCUCCGACAGGGAUUCGAGGAUGUGCUGAUCCAGGAGCGCGACACACCCGGAAAUCAUGUCACCGGAAGGCCCACGGGGAUCCACUUCGGACCAGACGUCCAAACUGGCAGGCCGGAGUACGAGUCGCAACGAGACCCUGCCGUGGGAUCUCCCUCGCUCUCGCAUCGGAUCCAGCCUGGGUUGGGAGACAUGGCCGCGCCAGAGGAGGACCUGCUCUUCCCGACCCUCGUCUCCGAUGCGAUGACGGCGGACCCAACUCAAUCCAUGGGCAAUCGGGCGCUGCCAGUGACAUCACCCGCAGUGGAUACUUUCCUACGGAGGGGGUGGGCGCAUCUCAAUGGCGAUCUAAUGAUCCCCGUCUCCAUCGCAUCUGGACCAAGUGCCGGCGCGGGGGAGGAGCUAUCGCACAUCGUCACCACACGCGCCCCGUUGCUAGGAACCCCUGCCCUCGUUCUCGACGCACGACCUGUUCCCUGGCGCCCGGCUAUCAAUGGAAACUUCCAUGCAGCGUGUCCUGUCUGA